AUGUCUAUAACAACUGAAUCUUUAAAAGCAAUCAUUGAGGAGAGGCUCGAAGCCACUUUGGUUCAAGUUGAAGACAUGUCCGGUGGUUGCGGACAAGCUUUUGCCGUCAUUAUUGUGUCUCCAAAGUUUACUGGAAAGAACAAAUUAAUGAGACACAGAUUAGUCAACAAUAGUUUGAAAGAAGAGAUUGCAUCCAUUCAUGCGUUCACACAAAAGGGAUAUACUCCAGAGGAAUGGAAGGCUCAAGGUGGUCAGUAA
[Candida] anglica is the source of this 258-nucleotide messenger RNA. NCBI's taxonomy places the organism in Eukaryota, Fungi, Ascomycota, Pichiomycetes, Serinales, Debaryomycetaceae. The record is from the annotation of a GenBank genome assembly.